Messenger RNA from Lingula anatina, 2370 nucleotides. RefSeq names its product carboxylesterase 1D. NCBI's taxonomy places the organism in Eukaryota, Metazoa, Brachiopoda, Lingulata, Lingulida, Lingulidae. The record is from RefSeq and is a predicted model, not a curated record.
AAUCAAGUAAUUUUGUCGUCGCACGGGUGACCUACCAUGUAUUCUUUGGUACUAAUCUAGAACACUCCCAUUGGGACGGUAGGUUUGUUGCAGCAUAUUACUUUUAGCAUGGCGUCAUCAUCGGUUCUGACUCUCGCAUUAUACUGUAUAUCUGCCGCGGCGGCCCAGCCUCAAGUUACCACGAAAAAUGGUGUGAUACAAGGACUUGUGAAAACAGUAGCGGGGCAUUCUGUGAAUCAGUUUUUAGGGAUUCCUUUUGCUGAACCACCUGUAGGAGCUCUGAGGUUUAUGAAACCACAGCCGCCCUCUAACUGGACUGGGGUUAAGCAGACCACCGCUUUCGGUGCGGCGUGUAUGCAGAAUACCACUGACAGGACUGUCUUCAUUCCUUACAAUGUUCAGCUGUCUGAAGACUGUCUAACCCUGAAUGUGUUUGUCCCGGGGACUGUGAGUAACACUAACAGGAAGGCGGUAAUGGUCUGGAUACACGGCGGGGCUUUCACCAUCGGAGGAACCAGUAUCUACCUUUUUAAUGAAUUUGUGGUACAAACUGACGUCAUCGUGGUAUCGGUCAACUACCGCCUGGGUCCAUUUGGAUUUUUGACCACUGGUGACGUCAACGCUCCUGGUAACGCUGGACUUUGGGAUCUAAUAGAGGGACUCAAAUGGGUGCAAGACAACAUAGAAAACUUUGGCGGAAACCCUAAAAAUGUGACUAUUUUCGGGGAAUCGGCAGGUGGCUGUAUCGUUUCACAACUAGCUAUGACGGUAGCCUCCAGGGAUCUUUUCCAUCGUUUUAUAUCCAUGAGUGGCACCGCGCUAAGUGAUUGGGCCUGGGUGAGAGACGGACCUCAGGUCGCUACCAAGGUUGGCCAAUCUCUUGGGUGUAACGCCGCUGCAUCGGAAAAGGCAAAAUUGGUCGCCUGUCUCCGUGCAACCAAUGCAACCUCCUUGCUCAGAGCGUCCGACCAGUCAAUGUUCCCAGGACGUAACUCAUACCCUUUUGGACCUGUCGUCGAUGGCGACAUGUUUCCUCUUCCUGUGGUGGAAAUGUUGAAAGAUAUCAACUCAACUGUUAUGAAAAACUUUUUCUCGUUGGAUUACAUGGGUGGAUUUACGGAUUCUGAUGGAGGAGUCAACCAUUUUUUCCCAACUAUCAACAUCACCUUUGGUGUGCCGCCCACCUAUAUGAGGGACACCCUGAUUCCUCAGUUUGCUGCCGGUGCGUCCGUCUAUCACAAAGAUGAAAUUGCACAGAAACUGAGAGAAGUUUACUACGAUGCAAAUGCCGACAUGGAAAGGACUGGACGUCUAAUGGUCAACCUGUAUACUGAUACCCUUUUUUCUGUGCCCACAGUUGGUUUUCUCAGAAGUCAUCUUUUAGCGCCCGGUGGCUCCACCUUUCUUUACUAUUUCACCAAGGAGCCGUCAUUCCCGCAUCUCCUACCCGUACCAGACUGGUUUAAGGGGGUGAACCACGGAGACGAUAUCGCCUUCAUGUUAGGACCUGAUAGUGCUGCUCAAUUCAACUCUAACUUGACAGGAAUAGAGGGGAACACAUCCAGAGCUUUUAUGACCUAUUUGGCAAACUUUGCAAAAACUGGAAACCCUAACAUCCCUGAUACUGUUCCAAGUCCAUGGCCGGAGUAUACGUAUACGAGGGAAGAAUAUCUAGACAUCGGUGACGUCAUCAUCAAUAAAACUGACGUCAUACCACGGCGCAUUAACCUGUGGUUAGACACCAUCCCUGCGAUACUCGCCAGGCCCACCACUUCCGCUCCGUCCACGACGCCGGUGGCUAGUGAAGGUAGCCUAGUCCAGUUGAGCACCAUGCUUGCCAUCCUUAUCAUGUUAAACGCCUCGAAGUUACUUAAUUGAAGGCAUCCCUUUUCCUGCUUUAUCAUAUUACCGUGGUUCUGUAUCCAUGUGUAAAAAUAACGUUAAAGAAAAUGCCUUGCCCAAAGGACAUCUUUUUAUAUACAGUGUUUGAUUCCUACUCCCUGUGAACAGUAAGUACAUUGUAGCUUUAGGUUGGCUUUGUGAUAUAGUGUGUAUACGCAUGUAUUUUGCACUUUGUCUGAAGAAACAUAAUUAAUCUGCGGUCCUGGUAGGGAUAACUGCAGCUGUGGUGUAGGCAAGGACUCUCCAGUUGAUAGUCCACAUUCUUUUUAAUACUACCGUGUAACUACCACCUUUACUGCUUUCCAGCUUCUUAGUUACGGCCCAAGUUUGUGGUCCGUUUUGAAAAAUCCUCACUACGCAAACUUUUAUGAAUUUUAUGGUUAUGUCUGAACAUUUACUGGAUUUUAGACUAAAACAGAUAAAUAAAUAAAUUUAUUAUUAUUAUUUUAUUAUUAUUGUUAUUAUAUA